AUGACAGCAUAUUGCGUAUAUAUCCUGGUGUUUGUGGUCAAAUCUAAGAGCCAAUCAGCUCUCCGUGACGACAGCGAGGCGUUUCCCAUCAUGCACGACAUCCAACUGCGCAUGCGUCGUUCAAAAAUGGAGUCCGACGAGCCUCCGGUGUCGGUCUCCGUGUCUCCGGGAGAAAAGAUGAGGCUGUUGGUGAAGCAGCGAGUCCACGCGGCCGUUGAAGAGUCUUCUGGGCUGUUGGACACAUUGACAGCAGCUUAUGAGGACACCGUGUCUCAGCUCAGAGAACACGAGCGACACGCAUCAGACGUCCAGCAGCUGUUGGUGGUUAAAGAAGAGGUUCUUUCUGAGCACCAGGUCUGGAUCUCCAGUCUGGACCAGAUGCAUCCAGAGCCCCCGCUAGUUAAAGAGGAACAAGAGAACUCAGAGCCCCCCCACAUUAAAGAGGAACAGGAGGAACUCUUGACCACUCAGGAGGGAGAGCAGCUUCAAGGGCUGGAGGAGGCUGGUCUCAAGUUCUCAUUAACUCCUGUGAAGAGUGAAGCUGAAGAGGAAGCUCAGUCCUCUCAGCUUCAUCAAAGACAAACUGAACAGAUGGAAAUAGAAGCUGAUGGAGAUGAUUGGGGAGGACCAGAACCAGCCAGGAACGCAGAUCCAGAUAGACCUCCGGAUCCUGAUGAAAGGACUGGAGACUCUUCAGAACCAGAUACUGAUGAGGACUCUUCUGAACCAGAUACUGAUGACUCUGUUGAUUGGAAAAAGACCAGAGAACCAGGUUUAAACUCUCUGAAUAAUGAUGAAGUUUCUGUCAGUGAUUCAAAAUGUAGUUCUAGUGAGAAACCAUUAAGCUGCUCUAAAUGUGGGAAAAGAUUUCACCUCAAAGGAGAUUUUAAGAAACACAUGUUAUCUCACACAGAAGAGAAAUCGUUCAGCUGCUCAGUCUGUAAAAGAUCUUUUACACAGAGAGGAAGUUUAAAGAGACAUAUGUUAACUCACACAGGAGAGAAACCAUUCAGCUGCACACUCUGUAAAACAUCUUUUACACGGAGGAGAACUUUGAAGAGUCACAUGUUAACUCACACAGGAGAGAAACCUUUCAGCUGCUCAGUCUGUAAAACAUGUUUUGCACACAGUGGAACUUUAAAGAGUCACAUGUUAACUCACACAGGAGAGAAACCUUUCAGCUGCUCACUCUGUGAAACAUCUUUUAAAGAGAGAGGAACUUUGAAGAGUCACAUGUUAACGCACACAGGAGACAAACCUUUCAGCUGCUCACUCUGUGAAACAUCUUUUACACGGAGGAGAACUUUGAAGAGUCACAUGUUAACUCACACAGGAGAGAAACCGUUCAGCUGCUCAGUCUGUAAAAGAUGUUUUGCACACAGUGGAACUUUAAAGAGUCACAUUUUAACUCACACAGGAGAGAAACCGUUCAGCUGCUCAGUCUGUCAAAGAUCUUUUACAGAGAGAGGAACUUUGAAGAGUCACAUGUUAACUCACACAGGAGAGAAACCGUUCAGCUGCUCACUCUGUAAAACAUCUUUUCCACGGAGGAGAACUUUGAGGAGUCACAUGUUAACUCACACAGGAGAGAAACCGUUCAGCUGCUCAGUCUGUAAAACAUCUUUUACAGAGAGAGGAACUUUGAAGAGUCACAUGUUAACUCACGCAAGAGAGAAACUUUUCAGCUGCUCAGUCUGUAAAACAUCUUUUACACAGAGAGGAAAUUUUAAGAUACACAUGUUAACUCACACAGGAGAGAAAUCGUUCAGCUGCUCAGUCUGUAAAAGAUCUUUUACACAGAGAGGAAGUUUAAAGAGACACAUGUUAACUCACACAGGAGAGAAACCUUUCAGCUGCUCAGUCUGUAAAACAUGUUUUGCACACAGUGGAACUUUAAAGAGUCACAUGUUAACUCACACAGGAGAGAAACCUUUUAGCUGUUCAGUCUGUAAAACAUCUUUUCCAGAGAAGGGUCAUUUAAAGAGUCACAUGUUAACUCACACAGGAGAGAAACCUUUCAGCUGCUCGGUCUGUAAAACAUCUUUUGCACGGAGCAGUCAUUUAAAGAGUCACAUGUUAACUCACACAGGAGAGAAACCUUUCAGCUGCUCGGUCUGUAAAACAUCUUUUGCACGGAGUGGUCAUUUAAAGAGACACAUGUUAACUCACACAAGAGAGAACUCAUUUUAGUUGUUCUGGUUUUGGUAAAGUUGACAUUUAUUCCACUCCCUCACUUGUCAACAAGACCUUGAGAAACUAGAACUCCCUCGUUUGGGGCAGUGACACACUUCCAACUGGGAGGACUCUAUCCACUAAGGGCUCGAACACACCAGACGCGACUCUAAAAAGUGCAGCCGCACCAAAAAUGCCUUGUCAAAAACCUGCCGGGCAAAACAGCGCAGUGCGCCUGUGGAGCGGACCUGCGUGCGCAACCAACCAUUGAUUUUGGGUUCAAUAUAUUUUGAAAAAAAGAAAGGAAAGAGUAUGGCGAACACCACCAUCUGUUCCAUGAGUUGUGUCUCGAUGGCGAAGCUUUCAGUUGCACUUCCGACCGAGCAGAAGUCAGUUUGAGUCGUGUUUAGAUUUAGAAUUAUAAAGAUCUUCGCAAUUAAAUACCGCUAAUAUAAUAUAUAAUAUGAGGUUCUCCUCGGGAAAACAUGAAGGAAAGCCUCCUGCUUGAUUUGAUUGGCUGCAUUGGCCGAGUGUGACAUUGAUGAGCUGUGCACCUCUGCGCCUCGUGCUUAAAGUUGAGAAUAUUUCUACUUUUAAGCGCGCCUGAAAAACGCAAGAAACCUGCGCCGCGUGGCAUUUAAAAGGCACGUCUGAAAGUCGCGUUGUACCAUAGUGAAUCAAUGGUUUUGCGGGCGACGCGUUUUUGAGAGGCGCGUCUGGUGUGUUCGAGCCCUAACCACUACGAAGCCAUCUCCACGAAGAGAAUAUUAUAUAAGCAAAGAAGUCACCGUGUUUGUUUUGUUUAGCUUUAUUUGCUCUGUUAUUUGUCAUCGGGUAUUUUAUGAACCCCUGAGUCUUCCUGUUGUGCUUGUAGCUGCUGUCAUAGUGAUCCAGUCUGCUGAGCUUUGUUGAGUUGAGACCCUCCACCAAGAAUAUGUCAGCAGACUGUAUUUCAUCAGUUAUCGGUCCAGUUACGCGGCUUUCGUGUGAUACAGUUACUGUACUUUACUGCUGCGGUGAGGAUCUGCCUUGUUUGGAGUGUUUUCAUCUUAUUUUUGCUUCCAUCCACUCUCAUCCGCUUAGUCAGGGGUCGGGUCUUGGGGGCAGCAGACCCAGCAGGUUGACCCAGACUUCCCUCACCCGCAACAUUUUCCAGCUCUUUCUGGGGGAUCCUGAGGCGUACAGGCCAGCAGCAAGAUGUAAUCCCUCCAGCGUGUCCUGGGUCUUCCCCGGGGUCUCCUCCCAGUUGGACGUACUUGGUAAACCUCUAAAGAGAGACGUCCAGGAGGCGUCCGAAUCAGAUGCCCGAACCACCUCAGCUCAAAGUACAGUCGCUUCGGAGGAAGGGAAACUCAGACAGUCGUUGUUUUUGUGAGGUAAAAUGGCGCAGAAAAGAGUUCAUCUGAUCGACAUUGUAUCUGUUAUCUGUUACCUCUGCUUAAUGGAUUAUCAGAACGAUUGUAACACAGUCUCAGCUGUAGCAGAAAAGACCGGGGGGCAGAGAGAGCUGGAGGGGAUUCGACACAACAUCCAUCAGAGAAUCCAGGACCGAGAGAAAGACCUGAAGCUGCUCUAUCAGGAGGUGGAGGCCCUCUACCUCUCUUCUGAUAAAACAGUGCAGGAUAUUGAGAAGAUCUUCACUGAGCUGAUCCGGCUCAUGGAGAACAAAUGCUCUGAUGUGAAGCAGCAGGUCAGAUCCCAGCAGAGAACUGAAGUGAGUAGAGUCAAAGAGCUUUAGGAGAAGCUGGAGCAGGAGAUCACUGAGCUGAAGAGGAACGACGCUGAGCUGAAGCUGCUGCCACACACACAGGAUCUCAAGCCGUUUCUACUCAGCCACCCCUCACUGUCACCACUCGCUGACUCUACAUACUCGUCCAGCUUCAUCAUCCAUCCUCUGAGAUACUUUGAGGACGUGACGGCGGCUGUUUCAGAAGUCAGAGAUAAACUACAGGAUGUCCUGAGAAAGAAAUGGACAGAUGUCUUACUGAUGGUGACUGACGUGGAUGUGUUAUUGUAUGAAGCAGAGCCCAAGACCAGAGCUGGAUUCUUAAGGUAUUCACGGGAAAUCACUCUGGAUCCGAACACAGUACACACAUGGCUGGCAUUAUCUAAUGAGGACAGAAAAGCAUCAUUUAUGAGAAAAGAACAGUCGUAUUCUAGUCACCCAGACAGGUUCACUAGAUGUCGGCAGGUCCUGAGUAGAGAGAGUCUGACUGGACGUGGUUACUGGGAGCUGGAGUGGAGCGGAGGAGAAGGAAGAGGAGGAGGAGUUCAUGUAGCCCUCUCAUACAAGAAUAUCAUCAGAACAGAGGUCGGGGAUGAAUCUCUGUUUGGAUGGAAUAACAAAUCUUGGGUUUUAGAUUGUUACAAUAACGGUUAUAACUUUCGCCACAACAGAAUCUACAGUUCCGUCUCUGGUCCUCAGUCCUCCAGAUUAGGAGUGUACCUGAAUCACAGAGCAGGUAUUCUGUCCUUCUACAGCAUCUCUGAAACCAUGACCCUCCUCCACAGAGUCCAGACCACAUUCACUCAGCCUCUCUAUGCUGGACUUAGAAUGAGUCAUUUUGGAGCCUCUGCUGAGUUCUUUCAACCGAACUAGACAGAAGUGAGUUCAGGGACAGCUGUUUAAAGUCUGUGUUUUAAGUCUUAAACUUAUUUUGUUUCCAUCAUUGUCGCUGAGCAGACUUUUCUUCACCUGUCAAUCAAACCUUGUGGGCGGGACUUGUACAUCUUCUCCUUAUUGUUGUGUAGAUGUCUGAGUUCCUGUAGGUGGCGCUCCUUCCUGUGUGUGUUUAUCCAUGGAGGCUCUCACUGCUCAUGAUGCUCUUUGUUUACCUGAACUCAUAUUUAUCUGCAUGAACAUUUAAACUUCUCUGAGCUCUAAAUGUCUGAUGAAUAUUCAUAUUGGUGCUUUUAUAUUGUUGUUUCUCUUCUUCUGCAUGUUUCUGAAGAGAGAAAGCACCAGACCUUCAUUUAUCAAGAUGUUUUCGUCAUUUGUAAUCUGAGAACAACAUUAAUGUUAACAUGACUAAUAAACAAACAUGAACAAAG
Molecule: messenger RNA, 5223 nt
Organism: Pseudoliparis swirei
Lineage: Eukaryota; Metazoa; Chordata; Actinopteri; Perciformes; Liparidae
Product: oocyte zinc finger protein XlCOF6-like
Exons: 2
Coding region: 1-2190 (729 amino acids)
Biological process (GO): regulation of transcription by RNA polymerase II
Cellular component (GO): nucleus
Molecular function (GO): RNA polymerase II cis-regulatory region sequence-specific DNA binding; DNA-binding transcription activator activity, RNA polymerase II-specific
Source: RefSeq, a predicted model, not a curated record